CAGUAGAUUUUGGAAGAUUAUUCUUAAUCACGUCAAAAUGUUAUAUCAUUGCACAACUUAAAAAUACAUUUUGUUUUCGUGUAAAAGUGAAAAUUCUCUUUAAUUUUAUUUUACAAAUCCUAAUGGUACUGGAAAUGUCGCAACUACAAAAGUUAUCGGAGCACUUUACAACCAAUUUCGUGCUAAUGUGCUAACCUAUACUUUUAAAGGCAAAUGUGAACUAAAAUAAUUAAUAUUAAUAUCUGCUCAAGUUACACAAAUUAAUUUUUUUUAAAUCAAUAGACUAGUGAACAACGAUCUUCAUAGCUCAUGGUGGAUUGUGAACAAAGAAACCCAUUACUCGAGGUCCAAAACUUAGCAUGGCCUCGAAAAGCUCUUGCAACAGAAGACAUGUCCGUCUUCUGUGCGUUCUUCUACUACUCGGUCUAGCCCUUAUGCUCAUUUGGGGCAACUUGCAGCAGGCUCAUAAGCUUGUCCACACACCCAAAUCCGAUGGCCCGAAACCGCAGGGGUCGCCAGCUUUACACGCUGCAUUCCAGCUGGUGAAUGUGGAACCAUCGAAGAUUCCCAGGCGGGAGGACUCUCCCCGCACCAAAGACCUGCAGCUGUUGCUGAAGUGCCGGAAUCGAUCCCUCAAGUUCCAGAGACUGCAGCAUGGGGAGUUCUGGCUGCUCCAGAACCUGGUCAUUGGCCGAAGGAGUCGUCAUGUGGGCUGCGCCGAGUCUGUAACGUACACCACAAACGGGGACUACACCUUCUUCGACAAUCUUGAAACGGUGGUCUUACGUUGGCGUGCUCCCGUGAGCUUCGCCAUCCAUGCGCCUGGAUACGAUCUGAAUGCCACUCUGGAUGCGAUUCGGUAUGUCCGAAACUGUCUGCCGGGCAGCGAGAUCAUCAGGGACUGGGCCACCUUCCACGUGUACUUCUCCCACCAGCACAUGCCCGACUACGUGCCACAUGACGAGGCAGAGGUCCUGGGAGUGGCGCCCAGCUGCACCCAGGCCAAUGGAUCGCCGGUUCCGCCGCCCUACACCCUGGUCCCUCGCAGCGAGAGCUACAAGGCCAGGGCCAAUCUCACUUACCCCAUCAACGUGGGCAGAAACAUAGCCAGGCAGGCGGCCAACACACACUUCAUCUUCGCCUGCGACAUCGAACUGUAUCCCAGUCUGGGCUUUGUGGAUCAGUUCCUGGACAUGGUGGCCAGUGACCACAGAGUCCUGGCCCUGGACCCCCGGCAGCCGAGAAGGGUGUUUCCCCUGCCCGUCUUCGAGGUCGAGGCGGGAGUCCAAGUGCCCGCCGACAAGGCUGAGCUGCUGACCCUCUAUCGCAACCAGCAGGCACAGGUGUUCCACUGGAACCUGUGUCGCACUUGCCACAUGAUUCCCAGGCAACAGGAGUGGCUCAAUCAAACUUACAGCGGAGAUCGGCUGCAGUUGUUCAGCAAAACCCUGCGGAAAAACAAGUUCCGUGCCUGGGAGCCAUUCUACGUGAGCGACAACACGGAGCCACUGUUUGACGAGCGGGUUUCCUGGGAGGGAAGGUCGAACAAGCGCAUACAGAACUAUGCCAUGUGCCUAUUGGGCUACGAAUACCACGUUUUAAGUCCGGCAUUCCUAGUGCACAGUCCAGGGAUCAAAAAAUUCACCAAAAGUGAUUCUUCUCGUCUCAAAUUUGCGAAGGAGAUGACAAAAUUUAUCAAGGACAAAAUCGAGCCCGAGUAUCGAGUGCUGUUCGGACAAAACUCUGCCUGCACGACGUGACAUCAGGCUCAUUCAGCCGAUAAAGGAGUAUUAUUCUUAGCUUUAGCUUUUUGUUAUUUAGUUAAUUUGUUAUAUAGCUUAAGUUUUGAGAUGUUAGUUCUCAUAACAUCUUAGUACAAAGUUGAUUAUGAAGCAGAAAAGUACAAUUCUCUGAAGGAACACUUCAACGACUCAAAAAUAAAUAGUUCAAGAGGAAUAAUAAG
Molecule: messenger RNA, 1963 nt
Organism: Drosophila elegans
Lineage: Eukaryota; Metazoa; Arthropoda; Insecta; Diptera; Drosophilidae
Product: beta-1,4-glucuronyltransferase 1
Exons: 4
Coding region: 360-1760 (466 amino acids)
Source: RefSeq, a predicted model, not a curated record